Molecule: messenger RNA, 3829 nt
Organism: Gymnodraco acuticeps
Lineage: Eukaryota; Metazoa; Chordata; Actinopteri; Perciformes; Bathydraconidae
Gene: sec22c
Product: SEC22 homolog C, vesicle trafficking protein
Exons: 7
Coding region: 463-1374 (303 amino acids)
Biological process (GO): endoplasmic reticulum to Golgi vesicle-mediated transport
Source: RefSeq, a predicted model, not a curated record
CGUAGUAGAUUAAUAUUUUUUGCAGCUUUUCUUAAUUUUUUUAUUCAAGGACAUAUAAAUAUAAUAUAUUUUGCAUACUAUAAUCUUCUCAUCAGAUACAGAAAUAGGAAAUAAUCAUUUAAAAAAAGAUACAUUCAAAACCCGACUGGUUUUGAAUGUUUGGUCCCUCCCUUGUUUCCGUAGUGCAUUUGUUGUGGUUCUUUUGUAUCCGGAAGAAUAUGUGAAGCUAGCUCGUUUGCUAAUUUAAAUAUAACUUCUUCCGCUUAUGUUAUAACACAUGUUGUAUGUUUAAAUCUCUGUAUUUAGAAAAUACGCAAUUGUAACUUGUAUGUGGAGCUUUUUGCUGGCUUACUGCUGCAUUAUAGGAUGCUAUAGCAAGCUAGCCUCCAGGAGCUAAGUCACAAAGUGCAGCAUGAAACCCAUGAUACUGAGGCAGUGUGUUCUCCAUGGACCCAGUGGAUCAUGCCUCUGAUCCUGUUUGCCUUCGUGGUUCGGCUCAGGGAUGGACUCCCCCUGUCGGCCUCCACAGACUUUGAACACUUCCGAGAGCUCCAGGAGAGGAAGCAGCAGCUCAGGACCAUCAGCAAGACCCUGGCCCGAUUCCCUGAGAGAGGGACCGUCAAGGGCCAGGAGCUCAACAUAUUCUUCAUCUCUUCAGAGGGAGUGUCCUACAUGACGGUGUGUCACUGCAGCCUUCCUGUGGCUAAGGCCUUCUGCUUCCUGGAAGACCUGCGCUGGGAGUUCACAACAUGCUUCAAUAGCACUGCUGUUUCCCUGGCAGACAGGCCAUAUCCAUUUUUGGAAUUUGACAGCACCAUUCAGAAGCUGAAGCAGCAGUACAACCAGAGCGGGGGUCCGGCGCUGGAGGUGACGUUGGCAGAGGUCCAGGGGGAUCUGAUCAUCCAUCCACCGCAAGAAAUUAACCUGGAGGAAGUGGACCUCACCAACGGCACUGCUAAUGGACACAUGGAGCAAGGCCCUGCAUCAGGUCAGAAUGUUAGACUGGAACCAGUGACGGCGCCAGGCAUCCUCUCUCUGGUUCUUAAUAUCGUGUGUGCAUCGUUGAACAUAAUCCGUGGUGUUCACCUCAUAGAGUACACAUUUCAGGAUGAUUAUGAAGGCAUCUGGAACGUUGUGGCGUUUCUGCUGGCGUUUGUCUGUUGUGUGUGUCAGUGCCACCUCUACCUGUUCCACUCCUCUCUGAAGAAACACAAGUCCUUCGCUCUGCUGAGUGUGAUCGUCCUAUGCAACCUCUACCUGCUCGGCCUGAGGAACCCGUGGCAGCUGCUCUUCCACCUCUCAGUGGCCUGCAUCUCCACCCUCCUCAUCCUCCGCCGCAAACUCAUAGACAGAAGCAAUGACUGUGGAGUCUGAGGAUGAGAGGACAUUUUACUACGUUGCAGCGCGCACAGCUUGAGGUAUGAAGAGGGGUUCUUAUCAUAAAAUCAUUCAUGUUGUGUCAUAACGGACAAUUAUAAGUACAAGUUGAUAUUUUCUUGUAUACAUUAUGUACUUGCACUUUGUGUAUUUGUUUUCAAGAGAAUGAAAGUGACUAUUUCUGGAACUUUAAAAUGAUCUGCAAAAGCUUCGAGGUUUUAGAAACAAAAUGUUUGUGCCAUCCUGUUCCAAAAAUGUUUUUUAGGAAAGUUGUUUUUCUGUCAGAAUUGCUGACCAAAGUUUUUCAUGAAGAUACAAUCCAGUCCUACUUGCUAUUUUUAAGCAUUUCAGCUCUCGUACGGCUCAGUAUUAUUUCUGCUUUACAGGCUUUGAUUAUCUCUUUAUCACAACGCUGAGUGACAGUUGGUGAUUGUAACAUAUGCUAGUUAGUAGUGAUAUAUCUGCUUUGGUAAUGGUGGGUUUCAUUUGAGGUCAGAAACAGUCGGGUAACGCGGACAAUGUAGCUUUUUUUUAAAUGUAUUUUGCAUUAUUUAAUCAUUAGGCUUCAGCAAAACCCUAAUGCAGAGGUGUAAUUAUUAAUCUGGGGGUUGUUUCGCGCCUUAUUGUAUGAAAAAUAUUGUUUGAUUUUGUUUGAUUGUGUUGUCUUAUACACCGGCAAGUGCUCAGCUAGUCAUUGCAAAGGAUCAAAUGUAAGGGCUCCGUAUUGUUUAAUGACUACAUUCAAUACUGAGGGAAUAUAAGUGUUAUAUUCAUUAUGUUUAAGGCAUGUUAUAUUAAGAGACAUUUAUCACAUCAACUACAUUUUUGUACGAUCAAAGCAGAUUCUUUUUUCUACUGAUCUCGCCAUUUUUAAAUUGUAAAAACUGCGGGUAUAAAUAUGAAGGCACUGAUUUUAUGGGUAAAAUAGUUUGGAAAUGAGUUGGAGUUUAUUUAUUUGGACUGCACGGCUAAGAUUUGUUUUGCGUUGGUUACGGCGAUUAUUCUUGAAUGUGCUGCAUAUCGGGUUCAGCUUUUUAUAUCCUGAUUUAUGUUUACUGUAGUUCUCAGAUUCCUAUAAACAUCAAAUCACAUUUUAUGAUCGAUGUUUGAAUAUAGAACAGUAGUGCUGCUAAACGAAUAGGAAAUGUCUAAUUUUACUUAAUUAUUUGUAAUGUUUUUGGGUAUUUAGCUUCUUAGAUAUUCAUUUAUUUAUAGCUUAACAGUUGCACUAAUGUCUGUUAAGCAUGGGAAUUCAUUUCUUAGUUUAUUGUGACAAACAAGUACCGUUGUGGCAUUGUGUAAGUAUUUUACAAGGAAAGUUGGAGGGAAUUUUAAUCCAAAUGUCCUUCACAAUGUAGAAAUAGUUUAGAUAACGUCACUUUUAGUUAGUACAAAGAGUGAGGAGCCUUUUAAUACAAAACUUAAUUUGUUCCUAAAAAACGUUUGGCUAAUUUGUGAGAAUGGCUUUGAGGAGUAAACUGUUGUCUCUAAAUCAGGGGUGUCAAACUCAAGGCCCGGGGGCCAAAUCCGACCCACGACUUCAUUUGAUGUGGCCCGCAAGAACUUGCAAAGAAUAUAACACGUUUAUUAUACGGUUACAUGCCACUUUACAGAAGCAGGUUGCCCAUAAACUACAUGUCCCACAAUGCAUCUCAUUUUGUGACAUGCACACUGAAGAGACUUGCAAUUAUUUGCCCUCGACUUCUGCUUUCAGACGUAGUUAAUUAUGAAGUUAUUACCCUAUCUGAUAAUGUAAUAUAAUACAUUAUUUUAUAUAUAUUUAUAUAUGUAUAUUUAUAUAGUUACAACCGGCCCUUUGAGUGCAACCAUGAUGCUGAUGUGGCCCGCGAUGAAAUUGAGUUUGACCCCCCUGCUCUAGAUGGUCUUUUACUGGCUCAAUUUCAGAUACAAAGUACAAUUUUUUUAUAUUUUCUGUGCAGAUAAUUAGUGAAUCUGUAAUAUCUUUCAUAAAAAAGAGGGUUUUACUGAACCACCAUUUGUACUGUUGAAAACAAGUUUUUUGACACGUAAAUUGUAAAAUAAUGUGGGAGAUAUUUGAACAUUUGAAAUGGAAAUGAAGGAUAAUUUAGUAGAUUAUGAAGGUAAAUAACAUACAGUAGAAAUGCACUGUACAACAGAAACAUGUGGAAGCCUUCCCUUAAUAUUUUGUUCUAAAAGUCUUAAGUGAUCAGAAUACAGGAAACGGUUUUAAAUUAUUGAAUGAGGUAUGUUUAACGGGACAUUUUCUUAAUCUUGUUCAAUUACAAAGCAGUCAGCUGAAUGCUUUGUAUCUAAUUAGACUCUAAUUAGACAAUUGAUAUUGUUUAUUUUGUGGCUGCAACCUGUAAUGUAAUUAAAUGUAACUGCCAAAUACACUGGUGAUGACAGGGCUUUAUUUUUUCCUGCUGUGGUAAAACUGACAUUUCAUUAAUAAACAGUGUCUUUUUUCCCA